This is a messenger RNA of Pomacea canaliculata, 1341 nucleotides long. RefSeq names its product lengsin-like. The record is from RefSeq and is a predicted model, not a curated record. NCBI's taxonomy places the organism in Eukaryota, Metazoa, Mollusca, Gastropoda, Architaenioglossa, Ampullariidae. Gene Ontology annotation, molecular function: glutamine synthetase activity. The transcript has 3 exons. Bases 1 to 1341 code for a protein of 446 amino acids. Gene Ontology annotation, cellular component: membrane; cytoplasm.
AUGUCAGCGGUAGCAGAAGACACUGGAGAAAUCAACUUGGACAGUUUUGAUUAUGUCCAUAUGGUGAUUCCUGAUGUGAACGGCCUGGCACGAGGACGAGUCGUCCCCAAGCGGUUUGUCCGGCAGAAACUGUCAACAGGUGUCAACGGCAAUUACAGCGUGCUAAUGUAUGGACCAAACUCAGAAACCACUAAAAAGAUAGAAGAAAUGAAUGCCAGUGAGAACAGGAAAUGGAAGCCUGAUCUUUCAACUUUGAUACCCACGCCCUGGUGCGACUCCCAAUCACGGCGCACAGCUUCUGUUCUGUGCAAUCUGCUGACAAGGGACGGCACCCCUGAUGGGCUGUCCACCCGGGAUAUAGUGCAGCAGCUACUUGGGAAGCUGCGAGACAAAUUCGGACUCACGCUGAAAGUUGCCUUCGAGUUCGAAUUCGUUGUCUUAAAAGAGGAUACUCAGGAACCUCUCGGAGGUAACACCGGCCACUUUUUAGAUCUUCGCAGAAUGGAAUCUGACCUUGACAUUUUCUAUGACCUGUGCGAGACGCUGGAGAAGGCGGGUCUGCACGUGACGUUAUUUUCCACUGAGUCUUGCCCCGGCCAAUGGGAGCUCAACUUUGACCCAUUGGACGACAUCAAAGCCGCCGACAUGGCGUUUCACGUGAAGAACGCCGUCAAGAUCUUCUUUAAGCGGCGCGGCUACACGGCCACCUUCAUGUCGGUGCCUGAUGGCAAGGAGUGGACCAGCGGCCUUCAUCUCAAUCACUCGUUGUGGACGGCGGCCGGUCAGAACGCCAUGGUGGACGACCAGAGGAAGGACGCCAUCUCCGACCUCGCACUGCGCUGGAACGCUGGCAUCCUGAAGCACGCGCGCGCCCUGACAGCACUGUGUUGUCCCACCAUCAACUGCUACCGACGACUGGACCAAGUGGCCUGCCCCUCCGAAAACACCUGGGCUGUGGAACAUCGCACAGGUAUGAACCGUUUCAAGGUGGAGAACAACAACGUGUACCUGGAGAGUCGCCUGCCUUCCGCUGCAGCUAAUCCUUACCUGGCUAUUGCUGGUCACCUGGCAGCAGGAAUGGCGGGAUUGGAGGCCGCAGAAAUCGAGCUGCCACCGGAGAUGGAUACUGCAAAUGCGCAGAAGCUUCCUACUUCUUUGGGAGAGGCGCUAGACUUCCUUGAGCAGGAUGAGGUGAUGGUGGAAACACUGGGCCGACGGUUUGUUUCGUAUUUUCUGAUUGCAAAGCGCGACCUCGAGCUUGAUCAAUACAGUCUUGUUUCACCGGACACAGAGGAGGAGAAAAUUAGACACGAGAGAAAUAAAUACCUCGUUAGUUUGUAG